Molecule: messenger RNA, 880 nt
Organism: Rubroshorea leprosula
Lineage: Eukaryota; Viridiplantae; Streptophyta; Magnoliopsida; Malvales; Dipterocarpaceae
Source: the annotation of a GenBank genome assembly
AAGGUUUUGUGAUGUUAUAAAAUAGUUACUUUGGCCUCUCAUGCAGGAAGGUGGUAUUGAUUUGGUAACAAUCAUCAAGGGAACUAGCUUCUAUCAUUGUGGAAAAUACCAUGACUGUUGUCAGAUUACAUGCCACCUACACCUCCUGAAUUCUAGAAGUUAUAUGAAUCAAAUAGAUGGUUAAAUGCUGCUCUUAGCUCUGUGAUGCUCUCAACUACCGAGGAUGGGAAGGUGGUGAAGGGCCUUGCCGGGGUUCCACUGGAGGGACCCGUCCUGUACAUUGGUUAUCACAUGUUACUGGGACUAGAAGUUAUUUCCUUGGUAUCUGAAUUUCUUACUCAGAGAAAUAUCCUCUUGCGAGGGAUAGCACAUCCAUUGCUGUUUGAAAGAUUGAGAGAAGGCAGGUUACCUGAUGUAUCAACCUUUGACUCAAUAUGAUUAAUGGGGGCAGUUCCUGUUUCAGGAACAAAUUUCUACAAGCUUAUGUCUUCAAAAUCUCAUAGCCUGUUGUUCCCUGGAGGGGUGGGCGCUGCUCUUCACAGGAAGGAAUGAAGGAGAUGGCGAGGUGUCAAACCAACAACUUUACCAACCAUGACUGGCACCAAGGUUUCCAGGAAUAUAUUAUUUUUAUUUUGGGAAACCAAUUGAAACCCAAGGAAGAAAGCAAGAACUAAAAGAUAGGGAGAAAUGUUAUCAACUGUAUUUACAUAGAUGCAUUGCUUACUUGAAGCAGAAAAGAGAAGAAGAUCCAUACAGGAAUAUUGUACCCCGGCUAAUGCACCAGGCCACACAUGGUUCCAACUCUCAAGCUCCUUCCUUUGUAGUUAUACAUCCUUCUGAUAUUAAUUUGUAUUGAAAAUAAUAAAAAAAAGUCAAAUAG